Lolium perenne is the source of this 1419-nucleotide messenger RNA. RefSeq names its product transcription initiation factor IIB-like. The record is from RefSeq and is a predicted model, not a curated record. Gene Ontology annotation, cellular component: transcription preinitiation complex; nucleus. Gene Ontology annotation, molecular function: TBP-class protein binding. Lineage: Eukaryota; Viridiplantae; Streptophyta; Magnoliopsida; Poales; Poaceae. Gene Ontology annotation, biological process: DNA-templated transcription initiation; transcription preinitiation complex assembly.
GUGAAAGGACAGCGGUUGGCAACAAAGCAGCCCGUCGCAACGUGUCGUGGCCUCCUGUAGCCGUUUGAUCCACAUCGGACGGCCAGCAAGGUGCGACGCAACUUCCGGCAAACCCCCACAUUAACCGCCGCUGUCCCACCAUUUGCGCCGCUCGCUGGUACACAAUGGAAACCAGUACGCUUGCAGCGGCGCGCGCCGCCGAAAGGGACGCGCUGUACAGCUUGUACUUCCCGGAUGCCGGGCGCGUCACGGCGGCGGCGGCAGCGGUGGCCGGCUGCGUCUGCCUCGACCACCUUACGUGCACCGAGUGCGCGCGCAUCGUGGGCGCCCCCUUGGUCGCGAUCGAGGUCGCCGCCCGCAAGAAGCAGCGCAGGGUUCCUCCCGUCCAGUUGCCGCCCGUCGACGUCAGGUGCAUGCCCGGUCAGGGCACAGGCGGAGACGGUGCCCCGGCCGAGGGGAUCGGCGCGGCCAUCUCCGGCACGGCGGGACCGCUCCAGGCCAAGGGGUUCGAAGCGGCACUCUCCGGCAUAGCGGCUCGGCUCGGGCUCCCGGCCGCCAUCGGGGACCGCGCCAAGGAGGUGUUCAGGAAGAUGAAGAAGGCCAGGGCCUGGCCGCGCAUGUGCACGUACUGGACCGAGCAACGGCGCAAGGGCGCGCUGGCCGCCUGCCUCUCCAUCGCGUGCCGCAACGAGGGCUCGCCGCGGUCGCUGAGGGAGCUGGCCGUCGCAGCGGCCGCGAGGAAGGAGGAGAUCGUCAGGAUGACGGCGCUCAUCCGGAGGCGUCUCGGGGAGGAGGGGGCCGGGCUGGCGACGGGCGUCGGCGUGGUGCGCGCGUCCGACUACAUUCGCCACUUCUGCCUGCUGCUCCGCCUGGGGGACCGCGAGGCCGCCGCGGCAAAGGAGGCGGCGCGGCGGCUGGAGGAAAGCGGCCUGGAGGUGCCGCACAUCGGCGAGUCCGUCGCGGCCGCCGUCGUCUGCAUGGCCCUCGAGCGCGCCGACGCAGACGGGCCCGACGUGCCCUCGGUCGUGUCGCUGGCAACCGGCGUAUCGACGGCCACCAUCAGCAUUGUGUCCAGGAAGCUGCUCCCGCACGCCGAGCUGCUCUUCGGCUGAUGGACAUGCCGCCAUGGCCUCAUUCUUGCUAGAUCUCCCCUCCUGCCAAUUUGGUAUCGAUCCCGUCGUGUCCGAAACUACAGGAUUCUUGGCGACUAUCUAUACGACUUGGUGAUCUGAUUCCUUCGUAUUUAUGCGGACUGUACUGAAUGUUCAUUCGUCAGUCCAGACUGUCCAGUAAUACUAGCUGUUUGAUUGGUAAAUUAUUAGUGAACACAGAAGAAUUCUGGUAAAUUCUUAGUGAACAGAGGUUUCUGGUAAAUUAUUAGUGAACUCGUUGAUAUGAAACUUUUGAUUGUUUUCGGUG